Patella vulgata (common limpet) is the source of this 2611-nucleotide messenger RNA. RefSeq lists its product as uncharacterized. Bases 172 to 1188 code for a protein of 338 amino acids. The transcript is spliced from 6 exons. Lineage: Eukaryota; Metazoa; Mollusca; Gastropoda; Patellidae. The record is from RefSeq and is a predicted model, not a curated record.
UUAACCGUAGAAUGUUCACUAAACACGCCCUCGCCUAGCGACGCAAUACGUUCAGUUGAAAUACAGAAAAUACCUGUAAACACAACAGAAUCUAGAAUUUUAUUAGGGAUUGUAGGCAACGGUACUGUUGUUCCUGGACCAGGGAUUUCACCAAAAAAAUAUAGCCUUCACAUGAUAUCAACAAGAUCCGUUUUUACCAAAGCAAUCUUGACAAUUAAACAACCAGAUUGUUCAGAUGCAGGGAAAUACAGAUGUGUAAUUCACGUUUUGAAUGACGCGGGAAUUCAAAACUUACAAGGCGAUUUUCAUCUAAAGACAGGUGGACCAUCCAUGGUUGUUCGUCAACCCGAGCAAUCCGUGUAUCCAAUUCAUGCUAAGAUUAGACUGGAAUGUAGUGGUAUUGCGACUAAUUGGACCUGGCAAUGGCGACUUCCCGAAGACAGGUUACCAUGGCAGUCGUUUCCCUUUACUGAUAACGUUACGGUUGGACGAUUGUCAGAUCCACCUGAAAACGGGACUACAUUAGUCUGUCCGGGUGAAACACGAACAACCUUGACCUACUUGGCAAAGGCACAAGAAAAUGGCGUACAGUUUCGAUGUAAUUUUAACGAAUCAGAUUCCAAUGCCACUGCAGGGAUACCAUUUACAACUGUCUGUAUAGCACAUGAACCAAGCAAUCUGAAAAUGGAGGUGAUUAGACGCAUUGAUUAUCUACCAUCGUCAAUUGUAUGUAGUGGAGAAGCUAGUAUUAUGAGUGAGGGGUGGCGAUGGGAAUGGCGAUCGCCCCCAUUAAACCCAAAUUGGUCAGCAUAUCUUGAAGCCACAACUGAAAAUAACGAGGCCCUCAACAAUAACAACUGUUCUUAUUUUACAAGCUCAACUCUACAUUUAAACACUAAAACCGUUACAGAUCUGAGAUGUAUUUUAGGGGCGUUUGAUCAACACAGUCUUAAUAUAACCUUAAAUACGACUACAGUUCACCAGUCUAACAACACAGACAAAGACUGUUUAAACGUAGUAACAUCCGGUAAAGACUGUCAGGAGUUAACGAAGCUUUAUAAACAUUGUUUAUCAACAGAAGAAAUGAAAAAGCUAGGUUGCCCUGCUGCAGGAGUUGGGAUACUGACAAACUCAUCUUUUCUGCUACCUCUUGUUUGGUUUGUGAUGAUGUUUCAUUGUGGUUUCUAAGCAACGAUUUGAUAGAUGACGUAAUGGAGAAUUUUAAUAAUUUAUAUCUUAGAUAUAAAUUGUAGCUGAAAUAUAUCUUUUAAAUAAUAAUAAUAAUAAUAAUAAUAACUAGAAUUGCACGCAAUGCUUAAGAUUUACACAAUACCGAAACGUUAUGAUGAGCGGAUACAAACUACCCCCACCUUCACACAUACAUAACUAAGAUAUUUACAUGCUCUUCGUAAAAUAAAGCUGAACAAUUGGCAGCAAAGCUUAUAUCGCUGGAAUCGGAUAUACGUCGGCUAUCCAACUUUAGAAAAAAUUUCAAGGAAAAAUAGAAAUAUCAUAUUUUCUAAAUUCUAUUUUUAUCUGAUCAAAUAUGUCCCUGGCUAUAAAAAAUAUAAAUUUUUCAAAAAUCGGUUUGAAAUUUAACAGAAUUAAGGCCGAUUUUCAAUUUUCGUGAGUCUUAAAGAUUUACACACCGGUCUACUCGCAACUUUCGAAUUAGUUUUGAUUACUAACAAUUGUUAUGGGGAAAAAAUCAAUAUUCAGACCUUUAUCACAUACAGUCUCUGAUAUGUACGCUGAAUUGAAAAAGAGAAAAAAAAAGCAGCGUUUUUCGAACGGGACGAAACCAUUAUAAAACUACCAAAGCUAGCAAUGGCUCUAGUAUUCUUAGCGACACAGUAUAAGACAACCGUUUUAAAUUUUAAUAUGAUAUUCUAAAGUUAACUUAAUCAAGAAAGCAUGAGGCAUUAUGGCGUAGAUGGGUCUCCCUAUCCUAAUAUGGAAACAAAGGGAUGAUUUAUUGGUGCCACGUUUUCGGAAAAUUAGCUUCGGAUCUUUGCCGAGUUAUCUGGCAAGGUACCUAAUUAGCAUAACUCUUGCUGCCAAUCGUAUGUAGGUAACGACUUCAAUACACUGAACAGAACAUCAUUCAGAGAACUAAUUAAUCCCCGUAUAUACACAUAGUAUUACAGUAUAAACGAAAUAGGGUUUAACGUCCUUCUACUCCAACUGGGAUAAUGAAGACGGACAUACGCCAUGCAGUGUGCUGUGAGGGAAAUUAUCCUGACACCGGCUCUGCUGACUACUGUUAUAUCAUAUUCAAACUGUCAAUAAUGGUUCAGUUAUGUACAAUUGACCUCGGUUUUUCACCCCAUCUAAACGAAUAUACGUUGUCCCUUGCCUGGCCCCUGCCCUGCACCACUGACAAGGGGAACAACACAGGUAAAUCCCGAUAGACUUUCUCUGCCAACACUGAGAUCGAACAUGGGACCUCCAGGUUAGCGAGACAACGUCAUACUCACUGAGCCACCGCGGCUCUAGACUAAAUAAUCUCCAUAGAUACAUACAGUAUGGGUAAUGUAAUAACGAAUAAACUGGGAGUAUAUACGUAAUGACUUAUAUGUCUUGUUUUAUGUAAUACAUUGUAAUAAUGUAA